Messenger RNA from Trichomonas vaginalis G3, 363 nucleotides. RefSeq lists its product as uncharacterized. The coding region runs from base 1 to 363 and encodes 120 amino acids. The record is from RefSeq and is a predicted model, not a curated record. NCBI's taxonomy places the organism in Eukaryota, Parabasalia, Trichomonadida, Trichomonadidae. The transcript has a single exon.
AUGACUGACGUUCCUCUUCCUGAAUGCCUUCCAAAGCCAGAAGAACCGAAAGCUGCAGAACCACAACAGUCUCCUCAGCAACCUCAGUUCCAGCAAGUACCUCCGAUUUACUACCAAUUUCCACCUCAAGGUUACUACCCACCACAAGGCUUCCCGAACUACCCUCCUCAGCCUAUGCCUUACUUCCCCAACCCUUGGAUGUUCCAGCAAGCUCCACCCCAGCAAUUCCAAUUCCAAUACAAAUCGAAGAGAGCCCAAGAGUUCGAAGAAGGUCUGAACCGCUUACGCAAAGAGUACGCUACAGCCCCUAUUGAGAGAAAGUUGUUCCCGGACCCAAAAAUAAUGUUUAUGUUAGAAUGUUAG